AGGAAAACAAUUGUCCACGCCAAUCCCCCCUCCCUCACCCCCCACACCACUCACUCCACCAACCGAUCCCGAGGCAGCCUUCAGGGACGCUACCGCAGCCGUAUCAGCCUGUGUCAGGAGUUUCCACUAGUGCAGCAUUGGAUGACGCCGAGGCUGACUACUGCUGCUUGCACCAACUACCUCCUCGUUGUACAAUAUUAAUGUCCGAGAAGGCAACAUGACAUCCACGCGGCGGUGGCUACUGGCCGGUUUUGCGCUUCUGUGUGCUUGUGGAGACGCCGAAUCUAAAAGGAGCGUCAAAUGUCCUUCAGGAUGCUCCUGCACCAAAGAGACCAUCAUCUGCGUGGGCACGGCGCAGAUCCCACGCACUAUACCGAACGAGAUCAACUCACUGAGCGUGGUGAAUGGAUCUAUUUCUGAAAUUACAGAAGGGAUGUUUUCACUCAUGCCUUCUCUGCAGCUGCUACUUCUGAAUGCAAAUUCUUUGACAACAAUCAAAGAUGAUGCGUUCUCCGGCCUUCCACAUCUAGAAUAUUUAUUCAUUGAAGGAAACAAGAUUGAAUUGAUCAGCAAAAAUGCCUUUCGCGGCCUGCGAGAUCUCACUCAUCUAUCGCUUGCCAAUAACAAGAUGAGGUUUCUGCCAAGAAAUCUGUUUUUUGACUUGGAUUCCUUGCUGGAACUGGAUCUGAGAGGCAACUCUUUCCAGUGCAUUUGUGAGAACAAGUGGCUGAUGGUGUGGCUGAAAAACACAAAUGCCACAGUAUCAGAUGUCUUCUGCGCAGGCCCCAGUGACAUGAAGGGCAAGCGGCUCAAUGACCUUCCUAUUCCACCGGGCGAGUGUAUCUCCACAGACUUUGUGCGCCAUCAGUCCAUUCCCAUUCAGUCCAUGUCGGCGGACAUCUUUGCCUUUAAAGAGGACAUCUUCGUUGCGAUGGCUGCCCCCAUCUCCAACAGCUGUGUGGUCAUGGAGUGGGAUCACAUUGAAAUGAAUUUCCGAAAAUUUGACAACAUAACAGGAAAGUCUGUUGUUGGCUGCAAGUCGGUUCUGAUAGACGACCAUGUCUUGAUAAUCGUUACUCAGCUCUUUGGUGGCUCCCACAUCUACAAGUUUGACAGCCGGCAGAACAAGUUCACUAAGUUUCAGACCAUUGAGGUCUUCAACAUCUCUAAGCCCAAUGAUAUUGAGGUUUUCCAAAUAAACCGUGAGUGGUACUUUGUGAUUGUGGACAGCUCCAAGGCCGGUUUAUCUACUCUAUACAAGUGGCAGGACCAACCAGAGCGCAAUGCAACUGGUUUCUACUCCUACCAGUUUCUGCACGAGUGGUUUCGUGACACAGAUGCCGAGUUUGUUGAGUUGGACGGGAAAUCCUAUCUCAUCUUGACCUGUCGCUCUCAGUCCCCCGUCAUCUACCUGUGGAACAAGAGCACCCUGAAGUUCGUAUUCCACGGUGAAAUCCCAAAUGUGGCAGACGUGGUGGCAGUAAAAGCUUUCCGGUUGGGGGACGAGUUGUAUCUGGCCAUGACUUGCUACAUCGGUGACUCCAAAGUCCUCAAGUGGACCAACAAGCAGUUCACUGAGGUGCAGGCCCUACCUUCCAGAGGAGCGAUGAUACUCCAACCUUUCACCUUUACAGACAAGCACUACCUGGCUCUUGGCAGUGAUUAUUCUUUCACACAAAUCUACCUCUGGGAUGUGGAGACCAAAAUGUUCCACAAGUUCAAGGAUAUUUAUGUGCAGUCGCCCCGGUCCUUCACAGCAGUGACCACCGACCGGAGGAAUUUCAUAUUCUCCUCCAGCUUCAAGGGCAAAUCGAUGGUUUUUGAGAAUGUUAUUGUUGAUUUAAGCUUAUAAUGCCCAGCAAAAUAAUAAUUUUUCGCAGUAUCAGUUGUCACUCAGAGCAAUAUUUGCGUUUAUGCUACAAGUGAGUCUUCCUUCUGCGAGUAGACGUAUCUUUAUUUAAGAAAACCGUCUUCGGCAAGUUCAUAGGCAUUUCCGGGAAUUAUGAAGGUACAGGUCCAAAUAAAUAAACUGAAGGCUAUAAAGAAAAAGAAAUUGCAACCAUUUGAAGUGAAAAAAGCACGAAUAUAAUGUUAUGGCAUACGUCGUAUCGUCUUAAGAGGUGUUGGUUUUGAUCGUAACUCUUUCACGCAAACAAAAGCCGAUGUCAGACCACACAGCUUUUAAAAGAAACCAUUAAGUGUUGGAUAGAAUUCAAAUACUAAGUAAGGUUGGUGCUCAUUCAAAAGUGACUAUGGGUUGACGCUCGUCACUACUCUACAAAGAACAAAAUACAGAUUUUUUUAAGCCACCUCAAAGUGAGCACUAAAGGUGUCAAAACGCUGUUUAAAGCCACACUUGAGGGCGAGGUGAAGAGCCGUCAGUCAUAGAGGCAGGCAAGAUGCUGUAAUCGUUUAGAAAUUGAGAUGAUUUCCCACACUUUCAGAUUUCUGGAAGAUAUUCAUGGUGUUGCACUCAGUAGUACACUCAACAAAUAACAUAAGGGUUGGUGUUAAAUGGAGAAAAAAAAAAGAGCUAAAACCCUCCUCACGUUCUCACUUCCUCUUAACUGGCAAAAUUGCUUGUUGAGUGGGUGUGAUGUUGUUGGAUUGUAUGUUUUGCAGAACAUUACAGAAAUCUUUGGUUGUAAAAAAGUAGAGGAGUGGGCUAAAACGCUCUUAAAUGAUUUGUUUUGUACAAUUGGAGCAGCUGUCGAAAUUUUAAAGCCACUCACCCCAGUAACUUCCAUGAUUUGGAUGUGCAUGGAAUAGAGGGUUUCUUCUGAAUGUAUUCACUACAUAUAAUGAGCUUGAGCCAAACUGCAUAGCAUAUAACGAGCUACUGUACUAACAAGGUGCCUAAUUAGUGUCACAACUAAUUUUAUCUUUAUUCCUAUGCAUUGCUAUACGUUGUCCAAGGACACAAAUGUGUUUUCUUUCAGGGUUUUUUUGAUAUGUUUCCUGUAUUAUACAGAAAUAGUAGUAGUGUGUCAGCUUACUCUUUCUCACACAACAAUUAGGCAUUGGUCUCUACAGACUGUCGGACAUCUCAGUCCCAGAAUCUUAAGAAGAUCUAACAUAAACAUGGUGAUUUUGUUAGCUGAAUCUUGAAAAAAAAAAAAAAAAAAGAUUGCCCACACUUAUUCAUCCUCAUGUGCUUCCGAGCAAUAAUAUGUAUGUUCCAAUAAACUAUAGCUACACUAACAUUCUUAUGUAUGAAUGAGUUUUUGUAAAUGCUUUAAAGAACAUACAAUCUCAA
Molecule: messenger RNA, 3256 nt
Organism: Gasterosteus aculeatus aculeatus (three-spined stickleback)
Lineage: Eukaryota; Metazoa; Chordata; Actinopteri; Perciformes; Gasterosteidae
Product: leucine-rich repeat LGI family member 2
Biological process (GO): inhibitory synapse assembly
Molecular function (GO): protein binding
Source: RefSeq, a predicted model, not a curated record